AUGAAAGCCAGGGCGUCGAUGAAGUACGGAGUGACGAGAAUCGAUGAGGCGACCAGGAAAAGGGGAGGUAAUCCUCUCCGCCUACUCAGCUCCAGAUCGUGCUUGAUUACUACUACAUAUUUGCAAUUUUCUUGCUAUUUUCUUUCGUCUUGUACCUUUUUUAUUCUUGUUCUUUUCAAUUUCCCCUCCAUUUUCAAUCAUCCAUUUGUCUUCGUUUUUCUUUUUGACUUUCCUUCUUACAUUAUUUCUAUGGAGUCCUCUAGGUUCUUGAACAGUAUACUUCUUUCUUUCUUUCUUUCUUUCUUUCUUUCUUUCUUUCUUUCUUUCUUUCUUUCUUUGUCUUAUGAUUCUUUCUUUUGGUUUUUCUUUUUUUACUUCUUUAUUGUAUAUAGCUUUUUCUUUUUCUCUUUCUUUUGUCUUCUGCUUCUUUUCAUCUUCUUUUCAUUUUCCUUCUUCUUAUUCUUUCACUUGGCUUGUACUAUUUCUCUGUUUAGUCCUUUUCUUCUUUCUCCCCUUAUCCCUUUCAACCAACUUAUUUCAUUCACUUAUCUUUCAUUGUUCCAUGUUCGUCUCAUUACCAACCUCAUUUAA
Messenger RNA from Acanthosepion pharaonis, 591 nucleotides. NCBI's taxonomy places the organism in Eukaryota, Metazoa, Mollusca, Cephalopoda, Sepiida, Sepiidae. The record is from the annotation of a GenBank genome assembly.